AUGGGAGAAGUUGUGCGGAUAGUGGUGUUUAUGAUGCCUUUCAUCAGCUGCAACGCCCUCCUGGAUCUGUCUGGUGUCCAAGAGAUCAAGGGCACAUGGAUGAGAUCCACCAGUUUACCGUGUACCUACAUGCCCUCAGAGGGUUUCACACAGCAAACGCUCAUCUGGAGCAUGGAGCGAGACUAUGGCACCUCUACCAUCUUUCGGAGGGACGAUUCUGGUGACCAUGUCUUGUUGUCUCAGUUCCGAGACCGGGUCAGCGUCCCAAAGCACAGCCCAGGGGACGCCUCACUCCUAAUCGAGAACCUUGAAAUCCCCGACAGUGGACACUAUACCUGUCAAGUCAUCUGGAGGUCCAAAAAUAACAGCUUGAUAACAAAGGAGGUGACCACUACAGUUAAAGUUGUCAAAGUUGCAGCGACCAAGCCCAUCAUCAGGGCCAGCGAGCCGGGGCUGACUUUCCCGGCAGGAGCCAGGGCCAGCCUGACCUGUGUGGCCAACGGGUCUCUCCCCAUCAGCUACCGCUGGUUCAGGAGCGUCCCAGGAGGGAAAGCCCUGCUCCUGAGCAGCCAGGCUGAGCUGGCGUGGGACAGCCUGCAGCCCUCCGACACCGGGAAGUACUACUGUGAGGCCGAAAACAGGGUUGGGGCCAGGGCUGCGCAGCAGAGUGAUGCCGUUCAGCUGAUGGUGAGAGCGCUGGGCAGCCGGGAGACCGCUGCCUGCCCCGCUGCUGUUUGGCGGAGCAAACCCGGCUCUGCCGAGGCCGCAGGGCAGCCCCGGGGAGCGUUACGACGCAUUCACCCUCACGCUUUGGCAGAUGCGCCCGCCGCGAAGCAGGCCGCCGGGAGGGAUGCCGUUUCGGAGGGGCCGCCCGUUGCCACAGGUGAGGGGACCCGUGCUGCCGAGGGCCAGGCUGGCGAACGCCUCCCGCAGACCGAAGGGCCGAACCCGGCCGCCGCCGGGAACGAACCCCGGGGCUGUCAAACACCGGGGGUUCCCCCGGCGGGAGCCGCCGUGCUCCCCCCCCCCGCCCCCGGGCGCGCAACGACUGCCCGCCGUUCGCUUUGCCCUUCUGCCCGAAAGGGUCCGGGCGCGCCGCCGCUGACCGCAGCCCCGGCCUGCGCGGUUUCUCCGGGGUUUGGCCGCAGUUGCCGGUUCCCCGCGGGGCAGACGGACGGACGGACGGACGGCCCUCCCCGCAGCUCCAUCCCCGGCCCCGACGUCCCCAUCCCCGGCCCCGUCGGCCCCAGCCGGUCACUUGUGGGGAGAGGCAGGCUGGGAGGCCAUAGCACUGCAGAUGUCACGAGACCGGGGACUGAUGUGGAAGUCCCUGUUAAGCACCUACACAAGGAGACAAAUUCUAAGACUGAAACAUCCAAUGACACUUUCACCAUGAAAGACAACGGCCAUGACAGCAUAUGCAUCAGGAAAAAUCCUGAGUAUGAGAACCUGGUGAAUGCAAUGGAAUCAGAAUAUGAAAGCAUUUAG
Messenger RNA from Haliaeetus leucocephalus (bald eagle), 1488 nucleotides. Its product is annotated as endothelial cell-selective adhesion molecule-like. The transcript has 6 exons. The record is from RefSeq and is a predicted model, not a curated record. Gene Ontology annotation, biological process: negative regulation of interleukin-2 production; negative regulation of macrophage activation; negative regulation of T cell proliferation. Bases 1 to 1488 code for a protein of 495 amino acids. Gene Ontology annotation, molecular function: complement component C3b binding. Lineage: Eukaryota; Metazoa; Chordata; Aves; Accipitriformes; Accipitridae.